CUUUGCUUCAACGAUUGAGCAGCCAGCAAUCUCUUGGUUUAGGGCCGACAUGUCAUAGACUCAUGGGCCUCCCCUCAACCCUCGUCGCACAGAACGAGAUUCCUUCCUCCCCCCGAAGGCCGGCAGCGCCAUGGCCGGUGGCAGCCUGGAGACGGCGUGGGAGCUCGCCCAACUUUUCGUCCUCCGCCCCGUCCUGGCCGUCACCUUCGUGCUAUCAUUCAUCCUCCUGAGCUGGUAUGUGGCGUGGAGGACGGUGCUGGUGCACGUCCCGCUCGUGCAGGAGAUCGCCGGGCUGCGCCGGAAGAAGCCCGUCAAGCCCAAGCCCCCCAACCGCGGGCGCAUCGCCAGGUUCUACGAGUCGCAAGCCCAGAGGAACAGUAAAUCAGAAGGGACCUCUUAAGGAAUAAUCUUUGGAACUUUGAAAGAAGCAACCUCAGUCGGCAGAACCCCUCAUCUCAUUCCAAUUCAGAAUGUUGUACGUCCAGUGAAAUGGCAUAUUCUCUUCUUUGGGCAGAUCUAAACACGUUUAGGUUGCAACCCCAAAUACACAAUAAUGUAUGCACUGUAUAUUAACCAGCCCCUGUGUAAAGUUAAGGAUCUUGUCAUAAGAUUGUAAAUACACAUGUACUAGCAUGAGAACGCUUGUCCUCUGGAAUAAUCAGUGUACGAUUUUCUCCACAAA
Messenger RNA from Triticum dicoccoides, 682 nucleotides. RefSeq lists its product as uncharacterized. The transcript has 3 exons. The coding region runs from base 131 to 400 and encodes 89 amino acids. Lineage: Eukaryota; Viridiplantae; Streptophyta; Magnoliopsida; Poales; Poaceae. The record is from RefSeq and is a predicted model, not a curated record.